Messenger RNA from Anopheles coustani, 2042 nucleotides. RefSeq names its product F-box only protein 9. The record is from RefSeq and is a predicted model, not a curated record. Gene Ontology annotation, biological process: SCF-dependent proteasomal ubiquitin-dependent protein catabolic process. Bases 413 to 1780 code for a protein of 455 amino acids. Gene Ontology annotation, molecular function: protein binding. Lineage: Eukaryota; Metazoa; Arthropoda; Insecta; Diptera; Culicidae. The transcript is spliced from 3 exons. Gene Ontology annotation, cellular component: SCF ubiquitin ligase complex.
GUGAAAAUGGUUUAGGUGUGCCUGUGCAAGUCGUAAAUGCACAAGGAAAUGGGAAUUUAUCUAAAUUAGCUGUUGUAUUCAACCACACAAAAAGAAAUAUCAAAAAGUCUCGUGACUAGUGUAAAGCGUAUCGCAUUCCUAGUUUAAAAGACUAUGGCCAACUGGCUGUGCGCAGAAAGAGCUCGAGUUCCUUUGCUUCAUCCGAACGUCGUAAAAAGUAUCAUUCGGUCAUCAUCGUUGCCUUCGAAGGUUAUCCGAUAUACCGACCGUGAACUAGCACGAUUGCAGGACAGCUUAAAUUGAUUGGGCUGUAUUGAUAUUCGUUCGGAUAAUCCAUCUAACGAUCUUCAUACAUAGGAUUUAAAACAAGUCCCUCAGCUUUCACUCGCUUCUGGACUUCCCCUACCGGACGAUGGAUUCAACGUCUGGUGAUGCCGGAAAGGAGGACGACGACGAGAGUUCCUCCUCAUCGUCCAGUGGAACAGAGUCAACUUCACCGAAACGUUCGGAGCUGGAUGAUUUCCGCGAAAAGUGGCAACAGGAAUUGAAGAAGGAACAGCAACACGCUGUCCAAAACCCCUCGCAACCGACACCAGCGUCUUCGCCAGUCGUUGUUACAGACGGGGACUGGGAACGUCUGUCCAUCGAUCAGCAGGCACGUGCCUUGUACAUGCAAGGUUCCGAGCUGGAACGGAGUGGCAAAGUUUACGAAGCCAUGCGUCUAUACCGCCGGGCAACACAGCUCGUGCCAGACAUUGAAUUUAAAGUCUACGAGAAAAAGCACGCACCAGCGCCGUCGAACGAUGCUGCAACCGGAGCUGAUCCGAUCGUCGAUGAGCUAGUUGAACGCAUGAUCGAAGCGAACAUCGACGAAGAGGAAGAGAAUUUGGAAAAUGUUGAUUUGGGACUUCGAUUCCAGGCGUUGAUGGCCCGGUCUCGAAAACUAUUCGAACGGGCCAAUAACGACCGUAUGCUUAUCGUCACUUCGGCCCAUUUAUCGGACCUUCCCAUGGAGCUGAUACUGUACAUCCUCCGGUGGGUUGUAUCGUGCGAUCUGGAUAUGAAAUCGCUCGAAAGGUUUGCAUCAGUUUGCCGUGGAUGCUAUCUGCUUGCUAGAGAUCCGGAAAUAUGGCGUCACGCUUGUAUGAGAGUCUGGGGUGUCAAUCUUGGGGCGUUGAAGGGGAGUCAGUUUGGUAGUUGGCGCGAGAUGUAUAUUAAGCGACCACGGAUCCUAUUCCACGGUUGCUACAUCAGUCGCGCAAGCUAUCUACGUUCCGGUGAGAACAGCUUCCAGGAUCAAUUCUAUCGCCCCGUGCAGCUGGUGGAGUACUAUCGCUAUUUCCGAUUCUUCGCCGAUGGCAAAGUGUUGAUGCUUACAACCGCCGAUGAACCGCAGCAAUGUGUCGUAAAGCUUAAACAACGCUACCCGGUACAGAACGAAAUACUUCGUGGACACUAUCGAUUGUUGGAUGAUAUGGUAAUCAUCGUCAUACAGCGCAACCGUCCACCGGCAAACGCACACUUACAUCGUCCGGGCAGAAAGGUACGCGAUACCGAGCCGGAGUAUGGUCAACAGCAAACGUUCUACAUGGAACUGCAGAUCGUUAGCACCGCCAAGCGGCAGUUCAGUCAGCUGCACUGGAAGCAGUACACGAUGGUGCAGCUACGAAACAAUCAGGAGAAAACGACCCAGUUCGAUCUGAGUACGACUAAGUAUCCACCGUUGUACUUUUCACGAGUCAAAAGCUACCACCAGGAAUCGGAAGGACCAUUGAAAUAGCUUCUGAGCUGGAAUCAUUACUUAUUUUUCGUGAGCUUAACAGAAGGAAUACCUGGUUUAUUAUUUGCCAGUGAACGGUCCGAUUGACCAUUGGUACCUAUUUUAAUCAGAGUAGGUUAUAGGUUCGAUUUUAAAAUCGAAAUAAAAAAAAGAUAUAUAGCAAAGCAACAGGUGUGCUGGAUUAACAACAAUGAGCUGGAAAAGUGAAUACCGAAAGGAAAAGAAAUAAAAAAAUUAAUGGUGAAUGAUAUUUGUGAACUUC